UUAGAAGAAUUAUGACGCUUCAUGGUGAAAGCCGAGUUCCUUCGGAAGCCACGAGGCCAAUUCCCCUUCUAACAACCAGAGCAAAAAUUUUUAUAGGUACAUGGAACAUCCGAACAAUGUGGGAGACCGGGAAGACCAGUCAAAUAGCAACGAAAAUGAGGAGAUACAACUUGGCAGUACUGGGAAUCAGCAAAACCCAUUGAACCCAAGCUUGACAACAAAGGCCAAAUACGGGAGAGAUGCUAUUAUACUCUGGUUACAAAGAGGAAAAUGCUCCGCACACUCAGGGAGUUGCUCUGAUGCUGUCCAAAGUAGCACGAAAUGCACUUGUAGGAUGGGAAUCUCACGGAUCCAGAAUCAUCAAAGCAUCAUUCAAAACAAAGAAGGAGGGGAUCACAAUGAAUAUUAUCCAAUAUUAUGCACCCACCAAUGAUAGCAACGAUGACAUUAAAGAUCAGUUCUACGAGCGGCUGCAGUCAAUCAUAGAGAAGUGCCCAACAAACGACCUCAC
Messenger RNA from Schistosoma curassoni, 511 nucleotides. The record is from the annotation of a GenBank genome assembly. NCBI's taxonomy places the organism in Eukaryota, Metazoa, Platyhelminthes, Trematoda, Strigeidida, Schistosomatidae.